Molecule: messenger RNA, 1815 nt
Organism: Argiope bruennichi
Lineage: Eukaryota; Metazoa; Arthropoda; Arachnida; Araneae; Araneidae
Gene: Rpn3
Product: 26S proteasome non-ATPase regulatory subunit 3-like
Exons: 12
Coding region: 142-1641 (499 amino acids)
Biological process (GO): ubiquitin-dependent protein catabolic process; regulation of protein catabolic process
Cellular component (GO): proteasome regulatory particle, lid subcomplex; proteasome complex
Molecular function (GO): enzyme regulator activity
Source: RefSeq, a predicted model, not a curated record
GGUAAAUAAAAGAACAUUAUUUUAAAUAAAGUAGUGGAGUAUGCGAAUGCAUUUGAAUUAAAUUCUUUUCUUUUUUUUUCUGAGAAGAUACCGUAUUUUUUAAAUUGUUAAAAUAUAUAACUUGAUUGUUUACAAACAGCCAUGGCCGUCCAAGAAGUUGAUGUUGAAAUGACAAUUGAAGAUGGAGAAAAUACAUCAGAAAAGGAAAAGAUUCCCAAAGCAGAUGUAGAAGCUCUUUCUUUGGCAGACAUCAAAGAACAUCUCAUGUUUAUUGAGAAAUCUGUGAGUUCCAAGGAGCCUCGAUUCAUACUGCGUGUGGUUCGAUCUCUAGUUUCUGUCCGGAAACGGCUUAGUGCAAAGAUCCUGCGCAAGGUGGUCACUCAUUUUUACGUCCACUCUACGCAGCAGAGAGAUACGCUACUCAAUUUCAUUGAUGAGCCAAUGGACAUGGACACCAAUGGAAACAAAGCACCUGCUAGAGUCAAAAAUGCCAAAUCUAGCCAACAACCACUUUUACCUGAACAAGAUAUUUACAUCCACCUGCUAGUUCUUUUAUAUCUGAUAGAUUGUGGGCAACCACAAAUGGCAGUGGACUGUGCUGAUAUGCUGAUGAAAAAGGUAGUAGCCCAGCCUCAACGUACUGUUGAUCUGAUAGCAGCUAAAUGUUAUUUCUACCUAUCUAGAAGCUAUGAAUUGCUAGGAUGCCUUUCAAACAUCAGAAGCUUUCUUCACAGUCGACUGCGAAGUGCUGUUUUACGUAAUGACUAUGAAGGGCAAGCAGUGCUUCUGAAUUGCCUGCUGCGAAAUUACCUCCAUUACAAUUUGUAUGAACAGGCCUCUAAACUAGCUUCAAAAUCAGUGUUUCCAGAAAUGGCAUCUGAUAAUGAGUGGGCUCGCUUUUUAUAUUAUUUAGGCCGUAUCAAAGCUAUUCAAUUAGAUUAUUCAGAAGCUCAUAAAAAUCUCCUUCAAGCCAUUAGAAAAGCUCCAGAACUUUCUGCCGUUGGAUUCCGUCAAACAGUUUACAAACUGGCUAUUACUGUAGAACUCCUUUUGGGUGAUAUUCCUGACAGAUCUCUUUUCCGACAGCCUCAGCUUAGAAAAUCUCUAGCUCCCUAUUAUCAACUUACUCAAGCUGUGAAAGCUGGCAACUUAAGCAUGUUUAAUGAAGUGCUUGAAAACUUGGGUCCUCAGUUCCAGAAAGAUCAUACUUAUACCCUCAUUUUGCGUCUGAGGCACAAUGUCAUCAAGACUGGCAUCCGCAUGAUCAGUUUAUCAUAUUCACGCAUCUCGUUGGCAGAAAUUGCUCGAAAACUCCUCCUGGGCUCCUCGGAAGAUGCUGAAUUUAUUGUAGCCAAAGCAAUUCGUGAUGGUGUUAUUGAAGCUACUAUCAAUCAUGCACAAGGCUAUAUGCAAUCAAAACAGACUGUUGAUGUAUACAGCACAGGAGAGCCAUUGGCUGCCUUCCAUAAGAGGAUUAGUUUCUGUCUCGAUAUUCACAACAAAUCUGUCAAGACCAUGCGUUUCCCACCAAAAUCAUUUCACAAGGAUUUGGAGACAGCUGAAGAGCGGAGAGAACGAGAGAAACAAGAUAUAGAAUAUGCAAAAGAAAUGACUGAUGAAGAAGAUGAUGGCUUUCCAUAAACAUACUACAAAUUAAUUUAUUACUUUCUGACAUUAUUUUCCUUUUAAAGUGACUAAUAAGUUGUCGGAUAUGCUUUACAAAAUUAUUGAACAUAAACAAACUUUUUGUAGGUACCACUAUUUCAGACUUUUUUUUUUGUCUUUUUGUUCUGGUAAUAAAAAUACUUUUCUUAA